Messenger RNA from Ipomoea triloba (trilobed morning glory), 1770 nucleotides. RefSeq names its product VIN3-like protein 2. The record is from RefSeq and is a predicted model, not a curated record. Gene Ontology annotation, biological process: epigenetic regulation of gene expression; vernalization response. The coding region runs from base 175 to 1737 and encodes 520 amino acids. NCBI's taxonomy places the organism in Eukaryota, Viridiplantae, Streptophyta, Magnoliopsida, Solanales, Convolvulaceae. The transcript has 4 exons.
UACAUCAAAGGAGUCUCAUAGUAAUAGAAGGUAUACUAUUGCUUUUUCGUUCUCUUCUCUCUCCUUCGAUGUCUCUUUAUAUCUCCUCUUGAUCUCAUAAGAUUUAUAUGUUUUAUCCCCAUUGCAUUCUUGGCCUUUCGCAUUACUCGAUCCCCGUCCUUCUUUUUCUUUACCAUGAGAAAACCCGAGGGCAGCAAAGCUUCUGCCAUGGAGUCUGCAUUAUCAGGUUUUGUAAUUAAUCCUUCUAAAUAUAGCCAGUUGAGUUUAGAAGAGCGAAGGCAAUUAGUUCACGAAAUUGUUCAAUGGUCGGAAGAUGCGCCAAAGGUCCUAAGUUCAUUGACCAGGAGAGAACUGCUUGAACUAAUAUGUGCUGAAAUGGGUAAAGAGAGGAAGUACUCUGGCUUCACAAAAUUCAGAAUGAUUGAGCAUCUUUUAAAGCUGCUUUCUCGUAAGUCCACGAGAAGUACCAAUACACAACUUGAUUCCUCCCCCGUCCAGAGCGGGGGCGGAUUGAAACGACAGUGUAUAAGAGAAAACCUAUGCCUACCUAAUCAGUGUGAUGAGGAGAUGGAAGACAAAUCUGAGGUCCUAUGUCAGAAUUUAGCGUGUAGAGCUAUACUUAAUGCUGGAGAUGCUUUCUGUAGAAGAUGUUCCUGCUGCAUUUGUCAUCAGUACGAUGAUAACAAAGAUCCUAGUUUAUGGUUGAUCUGCUAUUCUGAUUAUCCCGAUGAACCUGGGUCAUGUGGGUUGUCAUGCCAUCUCAAAUGUUCUCUUUCACACGAAAGAUCCGGUAUAUUGCUGAAUGGUCCUUGUGUAAAAUUGGAUGGACAUUUCUACUGUGUUUCUUGUGGAAAAAUUAACGACUUGAUGAGGACUUUGAGGAAACAGCUGGUGGUAGCAAAGGAUGCGAGGAGAGUUGAUGUGUUGUGUCUAAGAAUCUCCCUUAGCCACAAGAUUCUGCAGUACACUGAGCGAUACAAGGGACUGCUACAAGUUGUUGAAUCUGCAGUUCGUGCACUUGAGAACGAAGUGGGGCUUCUUGACCUGGCAUCGGAGAAGAUGGAUCGCAGCAUUGUCAACAGGCUUUCUUGCGGUACUGCAGUGCAUAAGUUGUGUGCCUCUGCAGUUGAAGCUUUCGAUUCCUUGUUUCUCGAUCAGUGCUUUCAUGCUACAAAGCAGGAGCCACCAAAUUGCAACCCUUACGAAGAACUUGGGGAGAGAGGAAAUCCUGCUGUGGAUGUCGCCUAUCUACGUGCAGAGUCUAUGAAUUCUAGUGACAACAAAGUAGCGCGAACUGAAAACCCAUCAAAGCUGGGCUCCUCCCUGAACGACAACGAAAGCAAGAGUCAUGGAAGAUCUCAAGUGAAGCGUGUUCCAGCCAUGAGCCCCAUUUCGAGUGGCCCUGCCACUCCUUGCAAAGCUGGUGGGGCUAAGGAAGUGCCGCUUGUGGGCUGCAAGAGGCAAGCGAAAGAGAACAAGUAUGAGUACUCGGUGGGAGUGAUCAGAAGAUUGGAGCACGAAGGCCACAUAAAAACGGAGUUCAGAGUGAAGUUCCUCACUUGGUUCAGUCUGAAGGCCACAACACAAGAGAGGAGGGUUGUGAGUAUCUUUAUAGAAACCUUCAUUGAUGACCCUUCAGGCUUGGCUGGGCAGCUAAUGCAUACCUUCAUGGAUAAGGUGUGUGGUGAACAGAAAGUGGUUUCACAUCAUGGGCUCUGCACCAGAUUCUGGCAUUGAACCAACUACUCUCUAGCUGUUACGAGGAAAAGU